GGUGGAGAGAACAGAAUGAAACCUGGGCUUCGAAAAUAUGUCUGUGAUCUCACACUGGACCUAAACACAGUAAACAGACUCCUCUCUCUGUCUGAGGAGAACAGAAAGGUGACAUGUAGGACAGAGAAGCAGCCGUAUCCUGAUCACCCAGAGAGAUUUGAGGACUGGAGACAGGUGCUGUGUAGAGAGGGUCUGACUGGGCGCUGUUACUGGGAGGUAGAGUGGAGUGGGAGAGAGGUUGAUAUAGGAGUGACAUAUAAAGGAAUCAGCAGGAGAGAAGGGGGUGAGGACUGUUGGCUUGGAUUCAAUGACAAGUCCUGGAGUCUGUUCUGCUCUGAAAACAGUUACAGAGCCAGGCACAAUAAGAAGUCCACCUUCAUAGACGUCCCCUCCUCCAGCUCCCACAGAGUAGGAGUGUAUCUGGACUGGUCAGCCGGCACUCUGUCCUUCUAUAGAGCCUCCUCUGACACACUGACCCACCUGAUCACAUUCACCUCCACAUUCACUGAGCCCCUCUAUCCAGGGUUUCAUCUUUGGGGUUGUGGUGCCUCAGCGUCCCUGUGUCAGGUGGUCUCUGUGUCAAACACAACAUGAUGUUUCACUCUAAUCAUGGUCAUGUUCAGUAAGACACACUGGAGCAGCAAUGUAGAAUAUCUCUCUAGUCAUGAGAUAUAAUAUUAUUAUUAUAUCUAAAUAUUCAUGACAAUACACCACCUAAGUUAAUAGUCAUUAAUAUAAUGAAUCACCACACUGUGUUGUUAAAACUGGUUUCAUUUA
This is a messenger RNA of Salmo salar (Atlantic salmon), 777 nucleotides long. NCBI's taxonomy places the organism in Eukaryota, Metazoa, Chordata, Actinopteri, Salmoniformes, Salmonidae. The record is from RefSeq and is a predicted model, not a curated record.